CAACAGAGUUCAGGAAAUAAGCCGUCGUCCGGUAAAACAUCGGAAACAUGGCGAGGAAAUCCGAGUCAAGUGAAGAAAUACAAAAAAACUGUAUAUUCUGUUUGAUAGCCCACGAUCUGGACAAAGAAACGGAAGUGAUUAAAAAGAACGAGGAGCUGGUGUGUUUCAGGGACAUUUCCCCUGCUGCUCCUCAUCAUUACCUUGUUGUACCCAAACAACACAUCCACAGCUGUCACUCCCUGCACUGGGGACACAUCGGCCUUGUUACACGGAUGGCUGAGAUGGGAAAAGCUGUGCUAAAUGAAAAGGGGAUCACUGAUAUGAAGGACAUGAGGCUGGGGUUCCACCAACCCCCCUACACUUCAGUCGAUCACCUCCACCUGCACGUGCUCGCCCCCACCAGCCAAAUCUCACAUUAUGUGGCGUAUAAGUUCAUUCCACGGACCUUCCGUUUUGUAACUGACGAAUGUGUGUUGAAGCAUCUGAAAGAUAAAGCUCCAGCAGCCAAAAACUUAGAAAGCUGUAUGCUGUUUCAGUGAGCCAGCAGCUCCCAAACUGGACUUCUGGAUUAUUGCAGAUGUGCAAAAACCAUCUCAGUGGACU
Molecule: messenger RNA, 603 nt
Organism: Chelmon rostratus (copperband butterflyfish)
Lineage: Eukaryota; Metazoa; Chordata; Actinopteri; Chaetodontiformes; Chaetodontidae
Product: histidine triad nucleotide-binding protein 3-like
Exons: 5
Coding region: 48-539 (163 amino acids)
Molecular function (GO): catalytic activity
Source: RefSeq, a predicted model, not a curated record